AAAACAGUAUUUAUAUUGCCGCAGAAGUGGGUCCUAAAUCAGCACUAAGUUCUAUCUUUUACGGCGUCGUUUUGAAAUUUUCGUUAUAAAAUUGAUAUAAACUAAACCCAACGGGCCUAACAGUUAGGCCCGAUAAAGUACGUUUAGAGCUAGGAUCAUCUUCUCCGGCAAUAUCGCCGGGAAAAUAAAUGUUGGCGAUAACGAGAGUGAUAAGCCGGCGACUUCACAGAACAAGCGAUGUUACUGUUUCUCCAAAACUCUCAGGAUUCUCUAUUGUAUCUCCCAAACACGUUGAGGUAGAGUAUGCAGAUGGAACCAAGUUCAAGUUUUCAUCAGAGUUUUUGAGGAUUCAUAGUCCAGCUGCUGAUGGGAAAGUCAGAUCUAUCGGUGGUGAAAAGGUGAUAUCUGGAAGGCGGUAUGUAGGAAUCAUGUCUGCAGAACCGGUUGGAAACUACGGGGUAAGGUUAGUGUUUGAUGACUUGCAUAGAACGGGGAUAUAUCCAUGGGAUUAUUUCCAGGAGCUUGGGAGCAACAAGUUUGGUCUUAUGAGAAGCUACAUCAAGACUCUUCAAAAGCAUAAUCUCAGCUCUUACUCAAAUGUUUUUUUUUCAUAACUCAUCCGCAAUAUACUUAUAACUCAACCGCAACAUUCAUCUGUAACGCGUUACGGCUGAGUUAUAGUUACACGUCAACGAUUUCUGAUGUGGUAUCUGACGUGACAAUGACAUUUUAUAAUAACGUUUUUUCCGGUAA
Messenger RNA from Camelina sativa (false flax), 753 nucleotides. RefSeq lists its product as uncharacterized. Lineage: Eukaryota; Viridiplantae; Streptophyta; Magnoliopsida; Brassicales; Brassicaceae. The record is from RefSeq and is a predicted model, not a curated record.